Messenger RNA from Nylanderia fulva, 1597 nucleotides. NCBI's taxonomy places the organism in Eukaryota, Metazoa, Arthropoda, Insecta, Hymenoptera, Formicidae. The record is from RefSeq and is a predicted model, not a curated record.
AAAGAGAAGAAGAAGAAUGUUCCUAUAUAGACUGUCAGUGCACGCUGAAAAAUCAUUAUCAUUCAUAUAUAAUUAUUAAAGGGAAACAAGUUAUAGAUAGUGCAUCACAUGUGACGUUUCUAAGACGUCAAAUUUCCGAGUACAUAUAUAUAUUUUUUUAAAUUAAUGGACAUGUUAUUUGAUCCGCUUUAAAAUUCGCGGUAGAAAGUAAGAAAAAUAAUCGUGAAAGGGCGAUCUUGAUUAUCUUCCUGAUCAAUUGUCUGUGACGUAACAGCAACGGCACGCUACGUCAACAUAAACAUUCGUUUUGUUAUUUUACCCUUCACAAUUCGAGCAACUUGUCGAAUCGGAGUCGGGAGAUUAUGUUGUACCGUGAUUUCGCCGAAAUUGCCUUUUCUUAGCGUCAGAAAAACCAGGGCGUCUCUUCUUCGUGUUCUCACUUGCUCAUGGGAUUUAUCGACGAUGAAUUACAAGAAGUAUCUCAGCUGUGUCACAAUGUCGUUGACGGAAGCCGCCUCGUCUCUUGCGUGCGGAGCAUGGUUCGCGUCGAAAUAACGAAAACAUCGUUUAAGCAACUCGUCGUGUGCAUCCAAUUCAGAGAAGAUUAUCCCGCAUCGCCGUUGUUCAUCGAAUUAAAGAGUAAAACUCUAUCUACAAAAUUGCUCGACGGACUAACAGAAGUCUGCGAAAAGGAGUGUAAGCGUUUAUUGAACAAAGCACAGGUUUUGCCGAUUUUGAAGUUUAUCAGGAAUUUUAUUGAAGAGAAUCCCCUGAUUUGUUGCUAUGAUGAAAUAGGAACAUUAAAGAAACUUCUAGGAGAUAAAGACGAGUUAAAAUUGAAGCAGAAGAAUUCUUAUAUUUAUUUAACAAUACAUCAGGGUUUAUAUCAUUUUAAGACCAAGCUUGAAAUUCCGAACAAUUAUCCCAUCAAUUGUAUAAUAUUUGGUAAUGUUGAUACAAAUUUUCCACCAUUGCUUAAUCGCUACCUAAUUGGACAAGGAAAAGAAUUUGCAAGACAAUGUAUUGAGCAACCAUUUAAGAAACAAGUCCAACAAAAGUCAUUCACUCCAUCACCAUCAUUAAAUACAGUUGCUUCUUUCCUCAUAAAAACUGUAAAAGCUUUUCCACAAGAGCCUUGCCAACAUUGCAACGUAAUAUGCUUGCCAACAAACCCAGAAGAGGUUGUAGCCGACGAACAUGCGGAUUUCCACGUCGAAAGACUUUACUGUGGUCAUCUCUUUCACUUAAAAUGUCUCGUGAAAUACAUGAAGACUCCGCCAUUCCAUGGGGGUAAAAAAUGUCCUAGUUGUGGCCAACGCGUCUAUCACGAUAAAUGGGGAUUAAGUGACAAGCUUGCAGAAGCUCGUUGGGCCCAUCAACAGGCACGAGCGAGAGAAUUAGCGGAAGUUGAAGAUUUUUUCAACUAAAAUAUCCUGUAUCAGGCAGACGGCACUUAUGCAGCAACAUGGUGCUGUGAGUUUUAUGAUAAACUUUAUUAAAAACGCGAUAUAAUAAAUAGAAGCAUAUAAAAUGUGGCAAUUGACAUUUUGAGAAAAAAUAAAAUGUAUGAUAAGAAUUAAAUUAAGAGAGAAAGAGU